AUAGUUUUCUGGUAUGAAAGGUGAAGUAGGGCUGUGCAAUUUCCUCGUAGUUUCAAAAGACAAGCUUUGAAUGGUCCCUUGUUAUUUAUCUCAGCCUUCCCGCUCUACUUUUCUUCUCGCUUUCUGCAUCUUCCUGAGGUAAUUCCCAGAUUGAUCAUGGUGAAUUACAUAGUUUUACCCAUUACCCAUUUCAAAUGGGCAUGGAGUUUCUUGUUCCACCGCUUCUCCUUUGCAAGUUACACACUUGGCAUGCUGGAAAAUGGUGAGGAAGAACUCAGGAUAGGCCACUAUAAGGUUAAAUUAGGCUCUGAGGAAUCAGAAGAAGAAUGUGCUGUCUGUCUAUGCAAGAUUGAAGAAGGAGAUGAGAUAAGCGACUUGAGAUGCGAUCAUCUGUUUCACAAAGUUUGCUUGGAUAGAUGGGUUCAGUAUAAGCGAUCAACCUGUCCGCUGUGUCGUGAUUCUCUAGCUCCAUGUAGAGCUGUUGCUGAGCUGGGUCAAGAGGUGCUUGUGUUUAGGUUUUGCUCUUUCAGCUCCGGUGACCGGAAUAGUUGGUGGCUGCGCUAAGCCAUGGCCAUAUGCAUGUAGUAAACAGCAAAUUAUAUUUGGUGCUUCAAUGUGUCAAAGUCAUAUUUGAUUGUUGAAUGUGGCCUCUGGUUUUAAAGUCACCAUGUAUAUAUUCAAUCCAUAUCUGGACUUGGUCAUAACUGAUCUUUAUUUAUAAGAUAAUUCACAAAGAAAAUUUUUAGACAUUAA
Vitis vinifera (wine grape) is the source of this 753-nucleotide messenger RNA. Its product is annotated as RING-H2 finger protein ATL5. Gene Ontology annotation, molecular function: zinc ion binding. The record is from RefSeq and is a predicted model, not a curated record. The transcript has a single exon. NCBI's taxonomy places the organism in Eukaryota, Viridiplantae, Streptophyta, Magnoliopsida, Vitales, Vitaceae. The coding region runs from base 157 to 564 and encodes 135 amino acids.